Molecule: messenger RNA, 649 nt
Organism: Hippocampus comes (tiger tail seahorse)
Lineage: Eukaryota; Metazoa; Chordata; Actinopteri; Syngnathiformes; Syngnathidae
Gene: gabarapl2
Product: GABA(A) receptor-associated protein like 2
Exons: 4
Coding region: 192-545 (117 amino acids)
Source: RefSeq, a predicted model, not a curated record
ACAGCGUGGGGGCGGUGCUUGUUUGUUGUUUUGCUGAAGUGUUGACUUAAAAGAGACGACUGAGGACCUGCUUUACGUCUAUUUCGAAUCGCAAUUUAAACAAUACUGAACGAUAGCAUAUUCUCAGACCUAACCUCGAGUGACUCUUGUAAUCAUCUGUACCGAUCCGAGAGAGCCCGAAAACGGCAACCAUGAAAUGGAUGUUCAAAGAGGAUCAUUCUCUGGAACAUCGAUGCAUAGAAUCUGCCAAAAUCCGCAACAAGUACCCUGACAGGGUCCCAGUGAUUGUGGAGAAAGUGUCUGGGUCCCAGAUAGUGGACAUUGACAAGAGGAAGUACCUGGUCCCCUCUGACAUCACAGUGGCUCAGUUCAUGUGGAUCAUCAGGAAACGCAUCCAGCUGCCCUCUGAGAAGGCCAUCUUCCUGUUUGUGGACAAGACAGUCCCCCAGUCCAGCAUCACAAUGGGACAGCUGUAUGAAAAGGAGAAAGACGAAGAUGGCUUUUUAUAUGUGGCUUACAGUGGCGAAAACACCUUCGGCUUGUAAAAGAAGCAGCCAUGAUAGUGAGCCGACCUUACCUGCUGACAUCUAAUCAUAGCCCUCGCUUGGCCUCUGGAGAAAGGCUUGGGAACCCCAUUGAAAACACCACA